AUGGGGAGCCUGGAGGGUGAAACACCAUCCCCAUCCUCAUCCCCACCAGAGCCGGGCUCGGGCAGUUUUGCUCUAAACAGGCGGUUCCAGCGGUGGCACAGCUGUGGAUUCCUCCUCGUCUUCAGCUGCCUGGUGCUGUCGGUCUUCUCCACCAUCCAGGAGCACCAGAAACUGGCCAACGAGUGCCUCUUCAUCCUGGAGUUCGUCAUGAUCGUGGUGUUUGGCAUGGAGUACAUCAUCCGCGUCUGGUCCGCCGGCUGCUGCUGCCGCUACCGGGGCUGGCGGGGACGGUUCCGCUUCGCCAGGAAACCCUUCUGCGUUAUAGAUUUCAUCGUCUUCGUGGCCUCGGUGGCCAUCAUCGCCGCCGGCACCCAGGGCAACAUCUUCGCCACGUCCGCGCUGCGGAGCAUGCGCUUCCUGCAGAUCCUGCGCAUGGUGCGCAUGGACCGCCGCGGCGGCACCUGGAAGCUGCUGGGCUCCGUCGUCUACGCCCACAGCAAGGAGCUCAUCACCGCCUGGUACAUCGGCUUCCUCGUGCUCAUCUUCGCCUCCUUCCUCGUCUACCUGGCCGAGAAAGACGCCAACGUGCAGUUCGCCACCUACGCCGACUCGCUGUGGUGGGGCACGGUCACGCUCACCACCAUCGGCUACGGGGACAAGGCGCCGCAGACGUGGCUGGGCCGGAUGCUGGCUGCCGGCUUCGCCCUGCUCGGCAUCUCCUUCUUCGCCCUGCCUGCCGGGAUCCUGGGCUCCGGCUUCGCCCUCAAAGUGCAGGAGCAGCACCGGCAGAAGCACUUCGAGAAGAGGAGGACUCCGGCGGCAAACCUGAUCCAGGCUGCCUGGCGCCUGUACUCCACCGACGUCAGCCGGGCGUACCUGACGGCCACGUGGUGUUACUACGACAGCCUGCUGCCCACCUUCAGAGAGCUGGUACUUAUGUUUGAGCACUUGCACCGAGUUCGCAACGGAGGAUUUAGGAACUCAGAGGUGAAAAAAUUGCCUGACAGAGCCCCACCAACUUACCUCUCCUUCACCCCUGCCCAGAAAAGCCUGGCCACGUGUUCAGGGGAAAGCAACAAGAUGGGGCUCAAGGAGCGGAUCUGGCUGAGCAGCUCCCAGCGGCAGGGCAGCCGCGGCCGCCAGCAGCUGGGGCCCCCUCUGCACCGCUCCCCCAGCACCGAGGACGUGCCCGAGGCCACCAGCCCCACCAAGGUGCAGAAGAGCUGGAGCUUCAACGACCGCACCCGCUUCCGCGCCUCCCUGAGGCUCAAGCCGCGGACCCCGGUUGAGGCCGACUGCCCUCCGGAGGACAGUGGUGAGGAGAAGGGCUCCCACUGCGACCUGACCUUCGAGGACAUCAUGCCAGCGGUGAAGACCCUCAUCCGGGCUGUCAGGAUCCUGAAGUUCCUGGUGGCCAAGAGGAAGUUCAAGGAGACGCUGCGUCCCUACGACGUCAAGGACGUCAUCGAGCAGUACUCGGCCGGGCACCUGGACAUGCUGGGCAGGAUCAAGAGCCUGCAGACACGCGUGGACCAGAUCAUGGGCAGGGGGGCCCUGGCUGUGGACAAGAAGGUGAGGGAGAAGGGGGAGAAGCCGGUGCUGGAGAUGGAGCUGGUGGACGAGCUCAGCAUGAUGGGGCGCGUGGUCAAAGUGGAGCGGCAGGUGCAAUCCAUCGAGCACAAGCUGGACCUGCUGCUCGGCCUCUACUCCCAGUGCCUCCGCAAGGGCUCCACGAACUCCUUCAGCCUGGCAGCCGUGCGGGUGCCGCCCUGCGAGCCCGACAUCACCUCCGACUACCACAGCCCCGUGGACCACGAGGACAUCUCAGCCUCCGCCCAGACCCUCAACAUCUCCAGGUCGGCCAGCGCCAACAUGGACUGAGUGGGAGGCAGUGGGAUGGAUCCUCCCAUGCGGGAUGGGGUGCCGGGAAUGCUGUGGCACCACCGGCCCUGCCCAGCCCCGGCCCUUGCCGUGUCAUUUGAGCCAAGUCUUCCUCUGCGGGGGCACGGCUGCAAUGGGGUGCCCGCUCUGGGGGCGCAGUGGGAGCCCAUGGCAUGGCCAGACCACGCUCUUGGGAUGCUCCUGCCCUUCCUGGGGCAUGAAACCCCCCCCCCCCCAGCUCCUGAGGCCCUGAGUGCUCCCCAGCCAAGGCGGGGAAUGCUCCAAGCUGGCCCAGUCUCCUGGGGUUUGGCUCGUACCCCAGUCCCAGCUCUCAGGACAUGUCCAGCUCCCCAGUGGGGUCCUGCCUGGUCCCCCCCGGAACUGAGCUGGGAUCACCACCAGCUAUGCAAGGUCCCACCUCCCUUCUGCUGCCGGUGCCGAGCGGGGCUGUGGGGGCACAGCCCUGUGUGGUUUGACCUGCAUCGCUCGGGGUCAGGGCAGCAGCAGGGCCCCCCCUGUUUGGGGAGUGGGGGUCUGUCCCCCCUCACCGGGCUGCACCUUUCUAGAAGCACAGCAGAGCCUUCUGCCUGCCCGUGCAUGCUCCCAGGGCAAUAUAUAUAUAGAAGAUAUAUAUAUAUAAAUAUUUAUGCAAUAAUGUCUUAAUAUGCAACACCCCCGGGAAGAGCAACCUGAGGGGACAUAGGCAAUAAGCAACCCCCGUGCCAGCUCACAGGGCUGGAUCCUGCUGCCUGUGGGGGCCCUGGAGGUCCUGGGGGCUUGGGGCCAGGUGAAAAACCUUCCCCCAAGGGUGGCCCUGGAGCUGUGAAGCUGGGCAGGGGCUGUGGAGGAGGCAGGGAUGCAGGUACAGGCGCUGUCCCCAAGGAGCAUCCCUCCCUCUCCUGCUCUUGCUUAGAGGAUUCCCUCCCUGCCGGGUCCUGCGGUGCUCAGUUUGUCCCUCCCCGUGUCCCUGUCCCCUCCGUGGUCCGGGGAGCAUGGGCCGGGCCUGGGGGGGUGACUGCCUGGUGGGGACAGGGGGAUCUCCUUGCAUGUCACCUGCAGCAGAGCCACAGCAGCUGCUGUGCUGCUCCAGUCCCAGUCCCGGGGCUGGUUUCCAGUCUGGCAGCGCUGGGCUGAGCCAGGCUGGAAGCGAUUGUGGUCGUGCCAAAGUUUGCCAGGCUGGAGCUGGCGGCAGCUCCUGCCCAGCCGGGGGUCCUGGGGGGGUGACACCCGCGGUGAGGGAUCUGCCCUGGGCUGGCAGGAUCCCAUCGAUCCCCUCGCUGCCAGUGCAGCCCCUCUCUGGGAUUCAGACCUUUGCAUCCUUGCCCGGCUGUGCCUCUGCUCCUGAGAGUGGGGACCCCCGGCCCUGCUCGUUUUCCGGCCCCCUUAGUGCAUGUGGCCAGCACGGGCCGUGCCAGAGCUGCUUGCAGCCCCCCCACCUUGCUCCUGCACCGCCCUGGCCCCCUCCCCUCGCCCCGGG
Messenger RNA from Pipra filicauda (Wire-tailed manakin), 3358 nucleotides. It is a transcript of the gene KCNQ4, whose product is annotated as potassium voltage-gated channel subfamily Q member 4. The record is from RefSeq and is a predicted model, not a curated record. Gene Ontology annotation, molecular function: voltage-gated potassium channel activity. Gene Ontology annotation, cellular component: membrane. The transcript is spliced from 14 exons. The coding region runs from base 1 to 1881 and encodes 626 amino acids. Gene Ontology annotation, biological process: potassium ion transport; transmembrane transport. NCBI's taxonomy places the organism in Eukaryota, Metazoa, Chordata, Aves, Passeriformes, Pipridae.